Messenger RNA from Lonchura striata (white-rumped munia), 1504 nucleotides. Lineage: Eukaryota; Metazoa; Chordata; Aves; Passeriformes; Estrildidae. The record is from RefSeq and is a predicted model, not a curated record.
GGGUCCCUGCCCCUUCCCCGCAGGCGCCCCCCGAGGGGAUGCCGAGAGCGCCCCGGCAUGGCUGACAAGAGGAAGCUGCAGGGGGAGAUUGACAGGUGCCUGAAGAAGGUCUCGGAGGGGGUGGAGCAGUUCGAGGACAUCUGGCAGAAGCUGCACAACGCCGCCAACGCCAACCAGAAGGAGAAAUACGAGGCCGACCUGAAAAAGGAAAUCAAAAAACUGCAGCGGCUGCGGGACCAGAUCAAGACAUGGGUGGCCUCCAACGAGAUCAAGGACAAGCGGCAGCUGAUCGACAACCGCAAACUCAUCGAGACGGCUCUGGUGGCCACGUCCCCCCCCAGCCACUCCCAGAUGGAGGACGAGAUCUUCAACCAGAGCAGCAGCACCCCGACCUCCACCACGUCCAGCUCCCCGAUCCCGCCCAGCCCGGCUGCCAACGCUGUGAGUGACCCCCAAAAUAUCCAAAAAUUAUCCAAAAAUUAUCCAGAAAUAUCCCAAAAUAUCCCAAAAAUACCCCAGAAACAUCCCCCGCCUCCAGCUCCCCGAUCCCGCCCAGCCCGGCUGCAAAUGCUGUGUUACAGCUCCGUGGUCGCCGACAAUUCCGCGGAUCCGGGGCUGGGGGGGGGCGGCGCCCAGCCCCCCCUGGGGCAGCCCCCGGGGCACGGGACCCCCGGCGCCGCCACGAAGGACCCGGUUGCGGGCGCGGCGGGCGGGGGGGGAGGGGCGGCGCUGCUCGGCCCCGCCCCCAGCCCCGCCCCCUGCCCCUCCCCCCCCUUCGAGCCCAAGGGCGGCCCCGCCCCCGCCCCGCCCCUCCCCAACGGCCCCGCCCCCUUCGGGCCCGACGGCAAGUGUCCCCUGGGCCCCCUGCCCCUGCCCAAGGAGCAGCUCUACCAGCAGGCGCUGCAGGAGCCCGCCUGGCACCACAUGCCGCACCCCUCGGAUUCCGAGAGGAUCAGAAAAUCCACCCCAAAGGAGCUUUUUGGGGGUUCUUCAGAGCCUUUUCUUCAUUUUCUGCUCCAAAAUCCCCAAAAUUUGACCCAAAAUCCCCAGAAUUCAACCCAAAAAUUGGGGGUGACAAAAAUCCCCAAAAUUGCCCGAAAAUCCCAAAAAAAACGGGGAAAAAAUGCCCCAAAAUCCACCCAAAAGGAGCUUUUUGAGGCUUCUCCGAAAUUCCCGAAAUUCUUCUUCAUCUUCUACUACCUGGAGGGCACGAAGGCGCAGUACCUGGCGGCCAAGGCCCUCAAGAAGCAAUCCUGGCGCUUCCACACCAAGUACAUGAUGUGGUUCCAGCGGCACGAGGAGCCCAAAACCAUCACGGACGAGUUCGAGCAGGGCACUUACAUCUACUUCGACUACGAGAAGUGGGGGCAGCGCAAGAAGGAAGGCUUCACCUUCGAGUAUCGUUACCUGGAGGACCGAGACCUGCAGUGAGGGGACCCAAAAUCCCCCAAAAUCAACCCAAAAAUCCCCCCCAAACCCCCUGCAUGCUUUUUGGGGGGGGGGU